AUGGAGGGCUGCUGCCGUACCUGCAUGCCGUGUUUGAAGCGCCUCUGGGACUACAUCUGGCCGGACUUCCGCUACCCGAGCGUACCUAAUCAUAUCCGGACGGUGUCGGGUGACAUCCGCGUGCCCUCGCCCAAGAAGAGGCCGGUCCAACUCUACGCCGCGCUCUUCGACUUUGAGGCCCGCAGCGACGAUGAGCUGACGGUCCGAGAGGGCGACAAGCUUUCGGUUCUAGAGCAACGAGGCGACUACGUGCUGGCCAAGAAACUGACUGGAUCGCUCGAGUCCGGACUCAUCCCUGCCAACUAUGUGGCAGUUCUACAGGACGAGUUCGCCAAACACAAGUGGUACUAUGGCAACAUCAACCGGAUCAAAGCUGAGAAGCUGCUGCUGGCCCCUCAAAACAAGGAUGGCUGCUUCCUGGCACGGAUUAGUGAGAGUCACAGUGAUGAGUACACCAUCUCAGCCCGGAGCGACGGGAAGGUGCUUCACUUCCGGAUCCAGCGUUCCUCCAUUGGGGCCUAUUUUGUAUCUGACAAGAUUUCUUUUGGCACGCUGGGCGAGCUGGUCUCAUAUUACCAGAAGAACCCUCGCAGUCUGGGCGUGCUGCUGGCGGAACCUUGUGCUCAGCAGCGGGAACUAUACGACAUGGAGCCUUGGGAGAGACCUCGCGAGGAGUUCAAGUUGCACCGAAAGUUGGGUGAAGGCCACUUUGGAGAAGUGUGGGAGGCACUGUGGACCACCGAGAAUAAGCGAGUGGCCAUCAAAAUGCUCAAACAAGAGGACACUAAACAGGACGAGUUUGUGAAGGAGGUGCAGGCGCUGAAAAGCCUUCACCAUCCCAAACUAAUCCAGCUGCUAGCCAUGUGCUCCCGAGGAGAACCCGUCUACAUUGUGACUGAGCUAAUGAGCAAAGGAAGCCUCAAGUCCUACUUGGCCUCUGUUGAAGGUCAGGUGCUGACCUCUGCACACCUCAUCUACAUGGGCAGUCAGGUUGCUGAGGGGAUGGCCUACCUGGAAGACAGGAGCAUUGUCCAUCGAGACUUGGCGGCCAGAAACAUCCUGGUGGGAGAGGACCUGAUCUGCAAGGUGGCAGACUUUGGGCUGGCUCGCAUUAUCAAGGACAGCGUUUACACUGCAAGCCGGAGCACCAAGAUUCCCGUGCGGUGGACGGCGCCCGAAGCCGCGAUUCACCAGAAGUUCUCCGUUAAGUCGGACGUGUGGUCCUUUGGCGUUCUCCUCUAUGAGAUGAUGUCGCGUGGGAAAAUGCCCUACGAAGGCAAAAACAACAAGCAGGUGUUGGAUCUCCUGACGUCAGGUGCUCGUCUGGCGUGUCCAAGCAGAUGUCCUCACAACAUCUACCGCAUUAUGAUGGACUGCUGGGCCGCCGAGCCUUCUAAGAGACCCUCUUUCCACGCUUUGCACAGCCAGCUGGACUCUAUUUAUGCUCGUAUCUACUUCAAGACCAUCGAGGUGUGA
Messenger RNA from Nerophis lumbriciformis (worm pipefish), 1476 nucleotides. The record is from RefSeq and is a predicted model, not a curated record. NCBI's taxonomy places the organism in Eukaryota, Metazoa, Chordata, Actinopteri, Syngnathiformes, Syngnathidae.